Molecule: messenger RNA, 420 nt
Organism: Cooperia oncophora
Lineage: Eukaryota; Metazoa; Nematoda; Chromadorea; Rhabditida; Trichostrongylidae
Source: the annotation of a GenBank genome assembly
AUGCCGGGCCAGUUUUUCUGGAUUUUGAUGCUAACCCUAGCAACCUGUGGCUUCACCUUUGAAUGCUACACCUGCAACCCCAAGAAAGGACGUGAUUGCAUAGAAAAGAAAACUACUUGUCCUGGCAAUGUCAGGUCGUGUUCCAUGGCAGUCUUCGGUAGUGGACAGCAAGUACGAGUGAGAAAGUUCUGCACAAGUGCAGGAUCAACUCUAUACCAUUAUUUGCUGCUGUUUCCUGGCGCCAGCUUCUGUCAGAAUAUGAACGUGGUUUCACCAUCGAUGGCACCGAAAUGGUCUGUAGACUCGCCUCCUGCACCUCCUUCACAAAUGACUCCUUCUCUACUUUGUGUUUGUACGUCACCACUGUGCAACGCAGGUCAUUUUGCUAGGGUAAGUUUUAAAUAUUUCAUAGGUUACUAA